This is a messenger RNA of Vollenhovia emeryi, 1245 nucleotides long. RefSeq names its product craniofacial development protein 2-like. Bases 1 to 1245 code for a protein of 414 amino acids. Gene Ontology annotation, molecular function: catalytic activity. The transcript has a single exon. Gene Ontology annotation, cellular component: nucleus. Lineage: Eukaryota; Metazoa; Arthropoda; Insecta; Hymenoptera; Formicidae. Gene Ontology annotation, biological process: chromatin remodeling. The record is from RefSeq and is a predicted model, not a curated record.
AUGACGACACCAGGCUCAAGAACAAGGACUCGAUUUGUUCAAUGGAAUGUCCGUACGUUAUAUCAAUCAGGAAAACUGGCGCAGCUUAUAUCAGAAUGCAGGAGACUGCGCAUAGACGUAUUGGGAAUUAGCGAGAUGCGUUGGAACACUUGCGGAGAAUUAAGUAACGCCGACGGCGAUCUGGUGCUGUUCUCGGGCAUGCCGAAUGCUGACGAUCCACACGUAAACGGAGUGGGACUGUAUCUUAACAGAAGAUAUAGAAAGGCCCUGCUAAGUUGGAAAGCUAUAUCAGACAGAAUUACAGCUGCAAGAUUGGACUCCAAAUGGCGCAAGAUAACAAUCAUACAGUGUUAUGCACCCACGGAAGAGAGUGAACUAGAAGCUAAGGAGCAAUUUCACAGCAUGCUCGACAAAACAUUAACUGAAACUAACCACAAUGACUUUGUAAUCCUCAUGAGUGAUUUCAACGCCAGAAUAGGCAAUGAAAAUGAAGGUUUGGAGCAUAUAAUGGGCAGACACGGCGUGGGACAGAAAAAUGAAAAUGGUGAACUGCUGAUCGAGAUAUGUGCCAACUAUGGGUUGAAGAUAGGCGGAUCGCUAUUCAUCCACAAAGAGAAGCACAAAGCAACGUGGAUGGCGCCAAACCCAUCGUGGCGCAUACAAUACUAUCAACUAGACCACUUCUGUGUGAGUGGGAAAUGGAGGCGCUCACUACUAGACGUCCGAAAUAAAAGAAGCGCCGAAAUCGGAAGCGAUCACUAUCUGCUGCUGGCUGAGCUGAGACUAAAAAUAGCUCCUAGGAGAGUCAGCCAACAGCCGGGCAGAAUAAAAUACCUAGUAAACAAACUGCGGGACGAGAACACUAGGGAUAGAUACAUGUCGACAGUACGCGCAAAACAUGCCGAGAGGAUGGAUACGGAAUCCCUAGACCCCAUAAAUGGAACAUGGAACAAUAUAAAAACCUCAAUCACUGAAUCAGCAGCUGAAACACUGGGUCACGGUGGUAAACGGAACAAGGAUUGGCUGUCGGUAGACUUCUGGCGGUUGAUCGAAGAUAGAAGAGCCAUCAGAGAUCGUCUAUUAAACGUACUUAAUACAAGACGAGGGAGCGAAUUAAAAAACAGAUACGCUGACAUUAAUAAAAGAAUCAAGAAGCAGGCAAGGAAAGACAAAAGAAUAUAUUUUGAAGACAUGGCUGCCGAGGCGGAAGAAGCUGCAAAGAAAGGCGAUAUCAGAACCCUGUGA